AUGGAACUCAAUGGUGGAUCAGUGGUAGCGAUGAUCGGUAAAGACUGUGUCGCUAUCGCCUCGGAUCUAAGAUUGGGAAAUCAGGCUGUCGGUGUGGCUUCAAAUUUUGACAAGGUAUUCCCUGUGAAUGAUAAACUAUACUAUGGAUUACCAGGUCUUGCUACGGAUGUAUACACAUUGAAAGAACACCUUAGAUUCCGGGUGAAUAUGUAUAGGAUGAAAGAAGAGAGAGAGAUCACCCCUAAGACAUUCACUCACCUCGUCUCAAGUACACUGUACGAAAAGAGAUUCGGUCCAUUCUUCAUCGAACCUGUAGUGGCUGGUCUUCCCACACCAACGGAGCUAGAUCCGCAUCCCAAACCAUUUAUCUCCACUAUGGACACUAUCGGCUGUAUAACAACACCAAAAGAUUUCGCAGUAGCUGGUACAGCGGCAGAUAAGUUGUAUGGUGUAGCUGAAGGAUUGUGGGAACCUGAUCUUGAACCCGAGGAUCUGUUUGAAACCGUCUCUCAGACCUUGUUGAAUGCUGUAGAUCGAGAUGCCCUGAGUGGUUGGGGUGCAGUCGUCCAUAUCAUUACCCAUGACAAGGUGAUCACCCGAACUCUUAGGGCUAGAAUGGAUUAA
Molecule: messenger RNA, 624 nt
Organism: Kwoniella botswanensis
Lineage: Eukaryota; Fungi; Basidiomycota; Tremellomycetes; Tremellales; Cryptococcaceae
Exons: 7
Coding region: 1-624 (207 amino acids)
Biological process (GO): proteasome-mediated ubiquitin-dependent protein catabolic process
Cellular component (GO): proteasome core complex, beta-subunit complex; proteasome core complex
Source: RefSeq, a predicted model, not a curated record